Molecule: messenger RNA, 1404 nt
Organism: Aspergillus pseudonomiae
Lineage: Eukaryota; Fungi; Ascomycota; Eurotiomycetes; Eurotiales; Aspergillaceae
Exons: 2
Coding region: 1-1404 (467 amino acids)
Source: RefSeq, a predicted model, not a curated record
AUGGAGUCUUCACUGAGAAACUCUUUGCCCGCGUUGUUGUCGCCAUCCAGGCAGCUCUCCGCUUGUCACCCUUUCACUACCCAUGGCUCCUGCACCGCCGGAAACCACAAACCUCCCACUCAGGUCCCGUCCAACGCCGAUGGACCGUUUGAAGCCCCCAGAGACGGCGAUUAUGUUGCUUGGAACAGCAGCCGAGAACCGCCGGUUCUAAAAACUCAUCAUGCCUGUACCGAUCCCGAAAACGUUUCAAGGGCGCCUCGAGAAAAACACCACCGCCAUUUGGCCUUUGACCCUGCCAGCCUAGAUCCUACCAAAUUCAGGCCACGUCAUAAGCAUAAGCAUAGCAAAUCUCGUGACGGGCGGCUCCCACGAAUAAUGAACCCCAUCGCCUCCUCCGCUAGCGCCAGGGGCUUACUGCCCCCUUGGUCUGGUGGUCGCGAGAAAGAAAGCGAUCCCGACGAUGGACUUGCGUUACUUAGACCUGUAACGAGGGAGACAACUCGGUCGCGCUGGGGAUCUGAAUCCACCACGGGCCUAGGCACCGGUAGUAGGAAAGGCAGUAUAUUCGAUGAAAUUGACCGGAACAAUCAUCUGGGUUUGAUCAGACGACAAGAGAUACGCUCGCUAGACGACUUGGAGCAAGUAAGAGAUAAAAGGAAACAAGGGGAGCGCUACUUACGAUCUGCUUUAUCAAUAAUUGGCACACUUGCAACAGAUAUCACCCGCAGGCUCGACUAUACUUACUAUAAUCUGUUGGAGAAGCUCGCCGCUCUCCACGUCACGAUCGCUUCUUUCCAAGAACUCUCUGAUUCGACAUCGACACUCUUCACGGACUUUGGACGAGAGACCACUAAUCUGGAUCAUGACAUUCGAAAGCAGAUCGGGGAGCUUAAAGACUUUCAGCCGCAGAUGCAGAAGAUCGAGGCCCUGGAAGAACGUAUGAAAGCGGGAAGAAUGAGAGCCGAAGCGCUUAGCUGUAGGCUUGAAGAGAUGCGGAAAGAAAUUGACCGCUGGGAGAGAAAAGAGGCAGAGUGCCAAAUACGAAUUAGUCGCCGCCUCCGUAUAUUUUGGGGCUUGGUUACCGCAGGAAUUCUCACUCUCGCCAUAGCCCUUGUUGUCCAGAACUGGAUUAUCUUGGAGUCGCCAGAGUCUGACAUGACUUCGCAAGCAGUGACCGUGACAAACGGCUCUACUGGAGCCCUUGUGCACAACCAAGAAAGUGGGAUGCAUUGGCUGGCCACAGAUAUUCCCAGAGAUACAUAUGUGCUGCCUCAAUAUCCAUCAAAGCUGAUCUCUCGUCACGAUGCCCGCUACUCUACUGACACGGCAACCACGACGUAUGCUAAUCCCGAGAAUGCGAGGGCUACUGAGCAAGAUCCAUUGAGAAUGUUCGACGAACUCUGA